CGACCGCAGGGGAGUAUGGCUGCGUCAAAAGUUUUGCCGCGAUCUCGCACUCCAUGUUUACAUGCGCUGUGAAACAGACUCUAUACAAAAAUACUGACUUUAUAAAAUCGACUGUAAAGUGAUAUAAAGUUAUUAAGGAAACUUUUAGUGAUCUAUUAGUGACAAAUGAACUGUGUUACUGUGGAAAUAUGACCAAGAACUUAUACGGAAUGGUUUCGUUAAAAGUUUGGAUGUGCCUGCUUUUAGUGGCCGAUGCGCGCGCACGUUCCGCGCCGCCCGCUCCCGCCGGCUGUCAGUGGGACUAUUCGGACACAAAGUUGAGUGAAUCAAACUUUCUCACGUGCAACAUCAAAACGAUUGGAUCUGCUGAUUUUUUAUUUAGAAACAUUACAACUGCACAGGCGUACAACAUCAACAAAUUGAAACUUACAUGCACUGAUUUGCUUUUCUUCGAGAGUUCUUUGCACAUGAACACCGGCAGUUUCCUCGGUCAGCUGCGAAAGCUAGAGGACCUGCGCAUUGAGUACUGCAAGAUUCGUUACGUUCCGGCGACUGUUUUGUCUCCGCUCCGUGAUUUAACGAGUUUAACCCUACGCUCCUACAACACUGAUUGGCCUGCGAUGACUAUGGAGUUUCACGCCGAAAGCUUUAGGGGAUUGAUGGAACUCCGUUCGCUAGAUUUAGGAGACAAUAAUAUUUACAUGCUACCUUCUGAAGUAUUUUGUCCGCUGUUCAGUUUAGAAAUAUUGAAUCUCACAAAUAACCGAAUACAGGAUAUUUCAGAAAUUGGUUUUUCCGAUUGGGGCAAAGGUCCUAUUGCACCAGGAAAGUCAUGCAAUACGGGACUUAAAAUGCUUGAUCUAUCACACAAUAAUGUACUGAGACUUCCCGACAACGGAUUUUCUAGUCUACGUUCUCUAGAAGUUUUAAAGAUUCAAAAUAACUUGAUUAAUGAGAUUGGAGACAGAGCCUUUGUUGGACUGAAUUCAUUAAAAAUUCUUAAUUUAUCUGGGAAUAAGUUAGUCGCUGUUCCUCCAGAACUAUUUCAAUCAUCACGUGUUAUCAAACAAAUCUCAUUAGCAAACAAUUCGCUCUCUGUAUUGGCUCCAGGACUACUAGAGGGACUUGAUCAACUAGAGAAACUAGAUUUAUCAAGAAACCGCCUUACAAACGAUUGGGUGAAUCGUGAUACAUUUGCUGGACUGAUUCGCUUGGUUAUACUGAACUUAUCUUACAAUUCACUUAUCCGAUUAGACCCAAAAUCAUUUCAAGAUCUGAAUAACUUGCAAGUUUUAAAUUUGGAUAACAAUGCAAUUGAAACAAUUAGUAAUGGCGCUUUUGCUGAACUGAAGAACCUUCAUCAAUUGUCAAUAUCAGACAACAAGCUGAAAACAUUGAAUGAACACAUAUUUUCUAACUUAUUCGUCUUGAGUCAACUUUAUUUAGAUAACAAUCAGAUUUCUUCAAUACAUGAGCUUUGUUUUGAAAAUAUAACCUACUUGCAAGACUUAGGUCUAAAUGGAAAUAAUCUCAACAUGAUUCCAGACAGCAUUAGAAAGUUGAGAUUUUUAAAAUCGCUUGAUAUUGGGAAAAAUAACAUUACUAAAGUAUCCAAUACUUCAUUUGAAGGAUUGGAAGAGCUCUACGGGUUGCGCCUUGUAGAUAAUCACAUUGUCAGUAUCCCUAAAGAUACAUUUAGUAGUUUACCGUCUUUACAAGUCCUAAACUUAGCAUCAAACAAAAUAGAAACCGUAGAACAGGAUGCGUUUUUAUCAAAUCCGACAUUGAAAGCAAUCCGCUUAGAUGGAAAUAAGCUGAGCGACAUCAGAGGCGUUUUUAGUAAACUGAAUACCCUUGGAUGGCUCAAUAUAUCCGACAACAAGCUUAUUUACUUUGAUUAUAGCUAUAUGCCCGAAAGCCUUGAAUGGCUAGAUAUUCAUAGCAACAAUAUUACAAAACUAGAUAAUGAACACAAUGCGCAACCAAAUAUUCGAAUGCUAGAUGUGAGUUUCAACGCCUUAGAAAGUGUCGACGAAAAAUCCGUACCUGAUUCUAUUGUGGUUCUUUUUUUGAAUAACAACAAAAUUCACACGAUUCAUCCAGGUACAUUUUUACAAAAAAGGAACUUAGAAAAAGUCGUUGUGACGGACAAUAAAUUGAGGACGGUCGAGCUAUCUGCAUUUACGUUGCCCCAUAUUCCCAAGCAUAGAUUGCUGCCGAAAUUCUUUAUUGGAAAUAAUCCAUUUGUCUGCAACUGUCACAUGAUUUGGUUGCAAAAGAUAAAUCUUUGGAAUCAUAUGAGACAGUAUCCAAGAUUUAUUGAUUUGGACUCAGUGACUUGUGAAGUUGUCAACAAUAAAUACGGCGGAAAAGCUAACCUCAUGGAUGUUCCGGAAACCCAGUUCCUUUGCUCUUAUGAAACUCAUUGCUCGUCUAGUUGUUUCUGUUGUGAUUUUGAAGCUUGUGACUGCAAAAUGACCUGCCCUGAAGGUUGUUCCUGUUUCCACGAUAGCAACUGGAAUUCGAAUGUUAUCGACUGCUCAAAUGUCGGUUACACUGAAAUCCCUGAGAAAAUACCAAUGGAUGCAACUGAGCUGUACCUCGACGGUAAUGACUUUCGCUCUUUAGGAAGUCACUUGUUUAUUGGCAAAAAGAAAUUACAUAAGCUCUACUUAAACAAUAGCAAUAUCGCGACGAUUGAUAAUGACACCUUUAACGGUUUACACUCCUUGAACGUCCUUCAUCUGGAAAACAAUCAGCUGACUGAAUUAGCCGGCGGUGAAUUCUCACAAACAAAGCACUUGAGGGAGUUAUACUUGAAUGAUAAUCUCUUGACAAGUGUCGCAAACAAGACUUUUGAGAACUUGUCAUCUUUACGAGUUGCGCACUUACAAGGCAACAAAGUACUCGACCUUGACAAAAAGCUAGCGCACAUCGUACAUUUAGAGAAUGUUAAUGUGGUAGGAAAUAUCUUUACCUGCACAUGUGAAAACGUUAUGCCUCUGCAAAACUGGUUUAAAAAGAACUACGAAGACCCUGUCGAAAUGUUUUGUGUUGAUGAAAGUGGACUAGCUUCAAACUUAACAGUAUUUGACGUGAUUGAUAAGUGUCGUGAUUCAAGUGUAAUGGACAAUACUAUUCCUACAGAGAAUCAACCUUACCAGUACGAUGAAGUGAGCACGAUCAAACUGAACUUUGUACCUCUUUUAGCUGUAGUCUUAAUAAGUGUAAUUCUCAUUCUAUUGUUCGGUGCCUUAGCAUUCUCUUUUAGACAAAAUGUGCGCCUUUGGGCUCAUUCUAAAUAUGGAGUGCGAUUGUUUAAAAGUGCUUCUAUUCAAGAAAGUGAGCUAGAUAGGGAUAGAUUGUACGAUGGAUAUGCUGUAUAUAGUUUGUUGGACGAUGACUUUGUAUCGAAGGUAGUAGCUCCCGAAAUGGAACACUCUGGCUACACAAUGUGCUUUCACUAUAGGGACCUGCAACAUGCGCCUGAGAAUUAUUUAACUGAACAAAUCACAAAUGCUGCAGAAUCGUCAAAAAGGAUGUUAAUAUUUGUAUCUUUCAACUUCUUACAGAAUGAGUGGUCUAAAGCUUCAUUCAAGGCAGCCAUAAAACAUGUUAUCACUUCUAUUCACCCUUCCAUUAGGCGGCAUAGAGUAGUAUUCAUUUUAACAACAGAUGUAAGUGCGUUAAAUUUAGACAUGGACUUCCAAAACUAUUUAAAAACCAGCAACGUACUAUUAUGGGGUGAAAAAAAGUUCUGGGAAAAAAUUAGAUUUGUAAUGCCAGACAUUUCUAACUUACAAUGGAACAAAGACUCAAUGAAUUACAACCAUGGCGUUUGUCCAAAUGGUAGGAGACAUCCUUCGAGAUAUACAGCCUCGCCCACUGCACCGGAACAUUGGUAUAAAUAUGAUGCUAUACCUCCGCAGACUCCGACCACUACGGUCAUAAACAUUGAAGAUGACACCUCUAUGUUGACUAACACAACAUUGACGAGUCAGAUUCAGGACGCAGAUCACUUGCAUCAUAGUUAUAUUUCAAUAGAUACUCAAAAUUAUGAGCAGCCUUAUGGUGGGCGGCCUAGACCACCUAAUACACUGCGUAAACAGCAACAUGUCGGCCAUCCCUCUCCUUCAAUGCUCGACGAGCAGGGUUACUUGCAACCCCGAUCAUCUGUACAUGAGUGCUUGCCCCAAACUCAUUUAGCCGCGCACAGAUGAUAAACUCGGUUUAAACCUCGUUAUCUCUGAAAGAUAUUUCUUAAUGGAACGUCACAUUCCAAGCACAUGUGUAAGCUAGACUGCAUUUAUUAGUUGUGAAAGCCUUAUUGAAAAGUGAUAGUUUUACAAAAUUGUUUGUUAAGAAUCAUUUGGCCAAACUUUUAAUGAUAUAUUCGUUCCUGCGUAGAUUUACAAUACGUAGAUAAUUUUGUCAUAUUCAGAGACUGUAUAAUUAUUAAAUUGAUAUUGUGUACUCAUACUUAUUGUUUAUACUAUACUUUGUAAUUCACUUUCUAGUACUUUCUUAUGUUAUUGUAUACUUUUUUAACAAUUUAGAGUUUUUAACAACAAAUAUUAAAAAAAUUUGUUGUCCAUUAAGACUGAUACAAAUAAAUACAAGUUAUUGCCAGUAUCAGGAGUGAUUAAACUUGUAUAAAGUAUUUUGGUAUAGUAUAUUAUCUCAUUGUUACCAAAUAUUUUGUAGAUAGAAAUGAA
This is a messenger RNA of Hyposmocoma kahamanoa, 4715 nucleotides long. Its product is annotated as toll-like receptor 6. The coding region runs from base 189 to 4220 and encodes 1343 amino acids. Gene Ontology annotation, biological process: signal transduction. Gene Ontology annotation, cellular component: plasma membrane. The transcript has a single exon. The record is from RefSeq and is a predicted model, not a curated record. Lineage: Eukaryota; Metazoa; Arthropoda; Insecta; Lepidoptera; Cosmopterigidae. Gene Ontology annotation, molecular function: protein binding.